Molecule: messenger RNA, 540 nt
Organism: Lactuca sativa (garden lettuce)
Lineage: Eukaryota; Viridiplantae; Streptophyta; Magnoliopsida; Asterales; Asteraceae
Product: pectinesterase inhibitor
Biological process (GO): negative regulation of catalytic activity
Molecular function (GO): pectinesterase inhibitor activity
Source: RefSeq, a predicted model, not a curated record
AUGGCCUUUUCUCUUGAAAUCUCAUAUAUGCAUAUUCUAUUUCUUGCAUUUUUAACCACUUCCUUUCCAUUUCCCACUAAGGGAGACUUAAUCGAUGACAUUUGUACCGAAAUUCCAGAUGAAAAAUCUCUCUGUCUGGACACUUUAAGAACCGAUCCACGUUCUACAACACAAAAUCUUGAAGUUUUAGCACAGAUUUCAAUUGAUGCGGCUAUCAAAGAUGCCAAGGGUUUGCCUUCAUUGGUUAAGUCACUAGUAAACAAAGUGAGUGAUCCAGGAGUGAAAGCUAGGGUUUCAGGGUGUGUGAUAGAUGCUCAGAUUGCUUUGGCGAACCUUAUACAUGUGAAGCAACUUGUGGACUCAAAAUUUUAUGUGGCUGCCAAUGAGAAUGCUCGUGCGGCCAACGAUCAAUUGUCUAUUUGUGAAAAUAGUUUUCAGCUACAACCACCGGCUAUUGAACCGGUUGAAUUAACACAAGCCUCAAAUUUGUUGGAGGCUCUUGUUUCUAUUUUAAUUAUUGUUACAAAUCAUAUGCUUUGA